This is a messenger RNA of Candoia aspera, 1420 nucleotides long. RefSeq names its product Bcl2 modifying factor (gene BMF). The record is from RefSeq and is a predicted model, not a curated record. Gene Ontology annotation, biological process: negative regulation of autophagy; positive regulation of apoptotic process; apoptotic process. The transcript is spliced from 3 exons. NCBI's taxonomy places the organism in Eukaryota, Metazoa, Chordata, Lepidosauria, Squamata, Candoiidae. Gene Ontology annotation, cellular component: myosin complex. The coding region runs from base 3 to 584 and encodes 193 amino acids.
AAAUGGAUCCCGCUGGUUACCUGGAAGAUGAUUUUUCCCAUUUGGAUGGGCUAGAUGAUGACGUGUUCCACUCUGAUGACUGUGAGCUGGUCGGUCAGUCCAGUAAGAUGGCCUUUCGUGGCAUUUUCACCCAAAGCAAACCUUACAACUGCCUUCUGGGGAGAUUCCAGCUCUUCCCACUCACACAUUGUUGUGGCCCAGGCAACAGGCAUGCCAAACAACAGGACAAGGCAACACAGACACUCAAUGCAUCCUCUUCCAGCCAGGAUAUCAUGUUACCUUGUGGAGUCACUGAAGAGCCCCAGAGACUCUUCUAUGGGAAUGCUGGAUACCGUUUACAUGUCCAACCAAUCGGUUUCACACUGAACCCACAUCUCCAGGAGGAACCUCAGGAAAGUCCGCAGGAAUUGCGUACCGAAGUUCAGAUUGCACGGAAGUUACAGUGCAUUGCAGAUCAGUUCCAUAGGCUUCACCUACAGAGGCACCAGCAGAACAGAAAUCAGGUCUGGUGGCAGAUCCUUCUCUUCCUCCAUAACAUUGCCUUGAACAUGGAGGCAAACAGACACCGUGUGGGUCAGAGGUGAGACCUGCCCUGCCUCUUCCAGGUUCCAUCCAGUCUGCUGGGAGCACUGAACAAACCCAGGUUACAGGUGUGUGUGCCACUGGACAGAUGUGAGGUUCCUGUGAACCUGAGGUUGCUUGUUGUACAAAGGACCUGUUUUCAAAGGACUUGCCUUCUGACUCCCUUGUCUUCUGUAGUGGGGAGCUUUGGUCCAACACUGUUGAAGAAAAAUCUUCCCAAGCUGUGUGGCUUGUAAUCAAGGUGCAAGUAGGAGCUAAUAUAAGGAAGCUUUGGUUGAGUUGGUAAUGGGCUGUUGGUGAUAUUCUAGGACUCAUGUUGAAAUGAGUUCGGGGUAACUACCAGAUUCCUGAUGAGUAAACUUUGAAAAAAAUCUGCUAAGAAGCAAUGGUGAAACAGCAUAUAUGUAUAACUGAAUCCUAACAUUUUAAAUACUGGAGAUACUGGUGUAAACAGGGAGUGAGUCUUGAAGAGUAACACACAAUCAUUACACUCAGGGGAACAUAUAGGUUUCCCUCCUGUCUUUCAACUAAAGUCAAGAAAAUGAAAUAUAAGUAGUUCUUAUCAAAUGUAACUUUCUUUACUACUCUAAAGCUGCAAUCCGUAUAGCAGUAAAAGAAGCCAAACAAUAGGAUUUCUCAGAUUUCCUUCCCUAAGGACAGAAAGAAAGGUUCGUCCUUGGAGAGAGAAACCCAAGGCCCUCCCCUAAGGCUGCAAACUGUCUGCAGCUGGUACUUCGAAGGUCUUUGGGGGGGGACUGCUAGUAGAGGCCCUGCUUUCUAUUGUCCUCAUAUGCCAACAUGCCUCUGAAGUGGGUAGAAUCCCAGCAGCCUAGAGCUU